Messenger RNA from Corylus avellana, 928 nucleotides. RefSeq names its product ADP-ribosylation factor C1 (gene ARFC1). The record is from RefSeq and is a predicted model, not a curated record. Lineage: Eukaryota; Viridiplantae; Streptophyta; Magnoliopsida; Fagales; Betulaceae. Gene Ontology annotation, molecular function: GTPase activity; GTP binding.
CGCAAACAAAUUGAUCGCAGACUUCGAAAGCCAAGAACAUUCUUUAGGGUUUCUCUGUGUAACAACUCCCAAAUCUCUCAACCCAGGUGAUCCCUGUUUCGGUGUAAAAUGGGUGCCUUUAUAUCGAAAUUUUGGUUCAUGUUGUUCCCUGCGAAGGAGUACAAGAUUGUGGUGGUUGGGUUGGAUAAUGCCGGAAAGACCACGACCCUUUACAAAUUACACUUGGGUGAGGUUGUAACUACGCACCCUACUGUUGGGAGCAACGUGGAAGAGCUUGUCUAUAAGAACAUUCGGUUCGAGGUUUGGGAUCUUGGUGGACAAGAAAGACUCAGGACAUCAUGGGCAACAUAUUAUCGUGGAACUCAUGCAAUUAUAGCGGUGAUAGACAGCACUGACAGAGCCAGGAUCUCUAUUAUGAAGGAUGAACUCUUCAGGUUGCUGGGACAUGAGGAUCUUCAACAUUCUGUUAUACUAGUUUUUGCAAACAAACAAGACCUUAAGGAUGCCAUGACCCCGGCCGAAAUCACAGAUUGCCUCUCUCUCCACAGCAUCAAGAAUCAUGAUUGGCACAUUCAAGCUUGUUGUGCCCUCACAGGAGAAGGGUUGUAUGACGGUUUAGGUUGGAUUGCUCAGCGGGUUACUGGAAAAGCACCAAGUUGAAUAAUGGAAGAAAAUAGGAAAAAAAGAAAGAAAGAAAGAAAAUUCAUUUAUCCCACUCAUUCAUGGAUGUGAAGGAUGAGUGAUAAAAGCCACUUUUGUGUAUCAUCUAAACUGUAGGAGAGCUCCUUCCAAACAGAUGUGUAGAUUUUUUUCAGUUUUGAUUUGCCUAAGUAAUUGUUAUGUUCUGCACAAUGGAGCAUCUCAAUUAACACAUUCGUCAUGUGGAACCAUGCCAUAAAAUGUUUGAGAUUUUCAUGUUUUGUGUUUA